AUGCCUUCAGUCCGGAAGAAAAAGCUAGAUCCACUCCCCAAACAGCACAGACAUUUUAGGAAGGUCGUAAGGGCAAAGAGAAUGAGAAAGACGAAGAAAAAGGAGAAAGUGGGGCCCCACUACCCCACCAUUCCUCCAACACCUUUGCUACCACCACAAAGUGAAGAAAAUGAGGCCGUAGAUACAGAGUCAACACUGCUCAGUGCCCAGGAAGAUGAUCCGGACCUUCCCACUGAGGACAGAUUACAGAGUCAGCAGGAUGCGGGAGCGUGUGUGAUGCAGCAGGAAUAUCAGAUCCAGCCCUGUGAGCUCCCAAUGUCCCAGGAGCCUGGGCCCUCUUCUCCUGCAGUGACAUCUUUGGCAUCACCACCACACUGCUUCGGUCGUUUUCUCAGCUGUGUCUGCCAGACCUUCUCGAGGUCUAGAAAGCAGAAGCCUCCCGGAAGAGAUGGCACCAAGCAAGCUGAGGCAGGAGGUGAUGCUAAGGCUCAGAGACCAGGCCUGCUGAGGCGUUUGGGCAAAAACAAAGUGCUGCCCCACCAAAGCCUGUAG
Rhinolophus ferrumequinum (greater horseshoe bat) is the source of this 552-nucleotide messenger RNA. RefSeq lists its product as uncharacterized. The record is from RefSeq and is a predicted model, not a curated record. The transcript has 2 exons. The coding region runs from base 1 to 552 and encodes 183 amino acids. Lineage: Eukaryota; Metazoa; Chordata; Mammalia; Chiroptera; Rhinolophidae.